AGCUCGGGAUGGACUCUGUGAGUUGGGAGCUUAACAUCCCUUUCUGCCACCGAACGGAAGGAACCAAGGCGAUCACAGAUGGCGGACUCAUCUUCUUCAGCUGCACCGGCGAGGUCCGAUGCCGAGACGGAGGAGCUGCUCGAUCGAAUGCUGACCCGGCUUGCGCUCUGCGACGACUCCAAGCUCGGAGCUCUGCUCUCCAAGCUCCUCCCUCUUUCCAUCUCCUCUCUCUCCACUCCCUCCCAAGCCGUACGCAGCAAGGUUCUCGAGAUACUGAGUCAUGUUAAUAAGAGAGUGAAACAUCAAUCAGAAAUUGGUCUCCCUCUGUCGGAGCUGUGGAGGAUAUACAUGGAAAACGAUGUCGCCCUGAUUGUUCGGAAUUUUUGCAUUUUGUAUAUUGAGAUGGCAUUUGAACGUGUAGAUAUGAAGGAGAAGGAAAUGAUGGCACCUGUACUGGUUGCUAAUGUUUCAAAGCUUCCUCACCAACAUCAGGAGAUAAUACUGAGAAUUGCUUCUAAGGUGAUUGGUGAAUGCCACUCAAAUCGAGUUGAUCCAGAAGUUGCUGCAAAAUAUAAGGCAUUGAGCAAUUCUCGGGAUAGGGAUCUCUUUCUAGAAUUUUGCCUCCAUGCUAUUUUAUAUCAGCCACCUUCUAAAGGUGGAGGAAGCCCGCCGGGGCUUUCAAUUGCUCAAGCCAACCGAGUUGUAGGGAAGGAUCCAUUCACAAGUCAAUCUCUUACAACGAGAAAGUUAGGUCUAUUGAAUGUUAUUGAAACUAUGGAGCUGGAUCCGGAAGUCGUUUAUCCUAUCUACUUGGCUGCUUCUGCUGAUAGUCAGGAGGCUGUAAUAAAGAGAGGGGAUGAACUUCUGAAAAAGAAGGCAUCUGGAGCUAAUUUUGACGAUCCGUUGCUGAUCAACAGAGUUUUUGUACUCUUCCAUGGGACCCCUGUACCUGAAAAUGUUGCACCAGACUCUAGAAUAAGUCCUGCUAAUUCUGCCUUAAGGGUCAAACUGAUGUCUGUCUUCUGUCGGUCAAUCACUGCAGCAAACAGUUUUCCUUCAUCUUUGCAGUGCAUUUUUGGCUGCAUAUAUGGAAAUGGUACCACCACAAGAUUAAAGCAGUUGGGAAUGGAAUUCACUGUCUGGGUGUUUAAACAUGCAAAACUUGAUCAGUUGAAGCUGAUGGGCCCUGUAAUACUGAAUUCAAUUUUGAAGUCACUUGAUGGUUAUUCAGGCAAUGAAUCAGAUACCACUGCUAGAGACACAAAAACAUUUGCUUUUCAAGCUAUUGGGCUGCUUGCACAGCGGAUGCCUCAGCUUUUCAGGGAGAAGAUUGACAUGGCUGUUAGACUUUUUGAUUCCAUGAAGUUGGAGUCUCAGUCAAUUCGAUUUGCUAUUCAAGAAGCAACCAACUCCCUUUCUGUUGCAUAUAAGGGGGCACCGGCUUUUGUGCUGAAUGAUUUGGAGCCUUUGCUGUUAAAAAAUUCACAAGAGGAACAAAGUGAAGUGCGUUUUUGCGCUGUUCGAUGGGCAACAUCUUUGUUCAAUUUACAACAUUGCCCAAGUCGUUUUAUUUGUAUGCUUGGGGCAGCAGAUUCUAAGCUGGAUAUCAGAGAGAUGGCACUUGAAGGCCUAUUCCCUCUGAGAGAUGAAUUACAGACCAUGAAUUCUGAUCUCCAUCAAGAGUAUCCAAAACUUGGGGCCAUGUUGGAUUAUAUCCUUAGUCAGCAGCCAAAGGUGUUAGAAUCUACUGAAGUGCGGGGACAAAGGCUCAUAUUCCCUUCAGAAACAUAUAUUGCCAUGAUUAAGUUUCUGUUGAAAUGCUUCGAGGCCGAGAUGGAGCAAAAUGGCACUAUACAAUGGUCAUCUGAGUUUAAGUCGUCAGUUCAAACAAUGUGUUUGCUGCUUGAGCAUGCCAUGGCAUUCGAGGGCUCUGUUGAACUACAUGCCACUGCUUCCAAGGCUUUGCUUACAAUUGGAUCUCGUGUUCCAGAAGUGAUUGCUUCUCAUUAUGCAACAAAAGUAUCAUGGCUAAAGCAAUUGUUGAAUCACACGGAUCUUGACACACGUGAAUCUGCAGCAUGCUUACUUGGACUGGCUUCUUCUUCUCUCCCUACCCCUGCUUCUACUGCUUUGAUCAGUGAACUCAUUUCCUCAAUUAGCUGCUCGAGAAAGCCAAGGUUUGAGCUGUAUCAUGGAGCCGUCUGUGCAAUAGGAUAUGUGGCAGCGGAUUGUGUCUGUAAAACACCCGCUGUCCCAGAGACAUUGUUCCAGAGUGUACUUAAAUGCCUGGUUGAUGUUGUUAAUACUGAGGGUGCGACAUUAGCAUCUAUUGCAAUGCAAGCACUGGGUCACAUUGGGUUACGUGUCCCAUUAACUCCACUAAUUAAUGACUCUGGUCCAGCUGACAUUUUUAUGGUUAUACAAGAAAAACUGAAAAAGCUACUUUCGGGUGACGAUAUUAAAGCAAUUCAGAAAGUUGUUGUCUCGCUUGGGCAUAUCUGUGUGAAAGAAACAUCAUCUUCUCAUCUCAACAUGGCCAUCGAGUUGAUAUUCAGCCUUUGCCGAUCAAGGGUUGAGGAUGUCUUAUUUGCUGCCGGCGAGGCUUUAUCAUUUAUGUGGGGGGCCGUUCCUGUGACUGCUGACACAAUUUUGAAAACUAACUACACCUCUCUUUCCAUGUCAUCAAAAUUUCUCAUGGAAAAUGUGAAUUCUUCCUUGUUGGAUGAUGGCUCUAAAGGAUUUAUUGAAGUCAGUGACGAUGCUCGUCCCAUGGUUAGGGAGGCAAUUACUAGAAAGCUUUUUGAUGGCCUGUUGUACAGUACCAGGAAGGAAGAGCGAUGUGCUGGAACUGUGUCGCUCUUAUCACUGACAAUGUACUGUGGCCAUCACUCAACCAUCCAGCAAAUGCUUCCCGAGAUUCAGGAGAGCUUCUCUCACCUCCUUGGUGAGCAAAACGAACUUACACAGGAACUUGCAUCCCAAGGCAUGAGCAUCGUAUAUGAACUUGGUGAUGCCUCUAUGAAGAAGAACUUGGUAAAUGCACUGGUUGGAACACUAACUGGAUCUGGAAAGCGGAAAAGAGCCAUCAAGCUUGUUGGGGAUUCCGAAGUUUUUCAGGAAGGGGCCAUAGGAGAGAAUCUAAGUGGAGGAAAACUUAACACUUAUAAGGAGCUAUGCGGUCUAGCAAACGAGAUGGGCCAACCUGACUUGAUUUACAAGUUCAUGGAUCUUGCUAAUCAUCAAGCUGCUUUAAAUUCCAAGAGAGGUGCUGCUUAUGGUUUUUCUAAGAUAGCAAAGCAAGCUGGGGAUGCUCUUCAGCCGCAUCUACGCUUGUUGAUUCCGAGGCUUAUUCGGUAUCAAUAUGAUCCUGAAAAGAAUGUGCAGGAUGCAAUGGCACACAUAUGGAAGUCCCUUGUCGCAGACUCCAAAAAAACGAUUGAUGAUCAUCUGGACCUUAUUAUGGAUGAUUUAUUGACACAAUGUGGUUCAAGGCUUUGGCGUUCGCGAGAGGCUUCUUGUCUUGCGCUCGCUGAUAUUAUUCAAGGACGAAAAUUUGAGCAGGUUGGGAAGUAUUUGAGACAAAUAUGGACUGCAGCAUUCCGUGCCAUGGAUGAUAUUAAGGAGACUGUCCGGAAUGCUGGUGACAAGUUAUGCAGAGCUGUAACUUCGCUAACAAUACGCCUCUGUGAUGUUGCGCUCACUGAAGAGUCAGAGUCACGGCAAGCAAUGGAUAUUGUAUUGCCGUAUUUACUCAAAGAAGGCAUUCUAAGUAAAGUUGAUAGUAUUCGUAAAGCAUCAAUUGGAGUUGUUAUGAAGCUAGCAAAGGGAGCAGGGGUUGCACUCCGUCCACAUUUGGCAGAUUUAGUUUGUUGUAUGCUUGAAAGUUUGUCGAGCCUAGAGGACCAAGGGCUCAAUUACGUUGAGUUGCAUGCAGCAAAUAUUGGACUGCAAACAGAAAAGCUUGAGAACUUGCGCAUCUCAAUUGCAAAAAAUUCUCCUAUGUGGGAAACUCUUGACCUGUGCAUAAAUGUUGCUGACACGCAAUCAUUAGUGCUUGUUCCUCGUCUUGCCCAGAUGGUGCGAUCUGGGGUUGGCCUUAAUACAAGGGUAGGGGUGGCCAACUUUAUCAGCUUAUUGGUUCAGAAGGUCGGAGUUGAUAUCAAACCAUUCACGAGCAUGUUGUUGAGGAUGCUAUUUCCUGCCGUAAAGGAGGAAAGGAGUGCUGCAACUAAGCGUGCCUUUGCAAGUGCUUGUGCAGUAGUUUUGAAGCAUGGGACUACCUCUCAGGCACAAAAGUUGGUUGAGGAUACUAUUGCUCUGCAUACGGGUGACAAAAAUGCACAGACGGCUUGUGCAAUUUUAUUGAGAAGCUUCACAUCCAUGGCCCUGGAUGUUGUAAGUGGUUAUUAUGCAGAAAUUCUACCCGUCAUCUUCAUCUCGAGAUUUGAGGAUGAGAAGAACAUUUCAAACAUAUUUGAGGAGUUGUGGGAAGAAAAUACAAGUGGCGAGCAACUCACCCUUCAGUUGUACAUGAAAGAAAUAGUUGCUCUUAUUUGCGAAAGCAUAUCAUCAUCAUCAUGGGCAAGCAAAAAAAAGUCAGCUCAGGCCACUUGCAAGCUUAGUGAGGUCUUAGGUGAAGCCUUGUCUCCUUAUCAUCAAGUUCUGCUCCAGUCUCUUAUGAAGGAACUUCCAGGUCGUUUAUGGGAGGGAAAGGAGGCUCUUCUGUCUGCAAUGGGUGCUCUUUCAAAGGCUUGUCACAAAGCAAUUUCUGCUGAAGAUCCUAGUGCUGCUGGUGCUAUUUUGAAUCAACUUUUAUCUGCAUGCACAAAGAAGGUCAAGAAAUACCGAGAAGCGGCUCUCUUAAGCCUUCAGCAGGUCAUAAAAUAUUUUGGGAGUCCAGAAUUCUUCAAUAUCGCCUUUCCAAAUCUAUUUGAUAUGUGCAAUUCAGCCACUUCGAAUAAGUCUGCACAAGCUACUUUGGCAAGUGAUACUACACAAGCAGAAUCUGAUAGAGCAGAAGAGGCUUCUGUUCCAUAUGACAAAGUCUUGGACUGCAUUACUGCUUGUAUCCACAUAGCUAGUACAAAUGAUAUUCUCGAGAAAAGGGACAACUUGAAGCAUCUCUUCAUCAUUAUCCUAUCCCCCGAGUUAUCAUGGACAGUGAAAACGUCAGCCUUUCUGUCUAUCAAAGAACUCUGCUCAAAGCUCCGUGCCAGUCUGCAUGAUUCUGAGGAAAAUGCUCAACACGCCACUGUAGCAUCUUUAAUUAUUGAGUUGUUUCACUCGGUGUCCCCGAAAGUGGUUGAAUGCAUAAGCACCAUAAAGAUAGCUCAGGUUCAUGUCAGUGCGUCGGAAUGCCUCUUGGAGCUCAUCACGCUGCACCGGGAGCUUCCCUCCACGUAUUGGACAGAUGCGGGUUUCAAGAGCGAGGUGCUUCAUCAAUAUGAGGUGGAAAAGAACGAAGAGGCCAAGUCCUUGCUUAAAAAUUGCAUCGCAAUGCUCGACAAACCAGUAGGAUAGGAACGGAAAGGGAGCAGAGUUAGGCUCUCCGCCUGCACGUAGAAGUCAAGUUUGCUAUCCCCGCUAAAAAGAUUUUUCUACCGAGCAUAUCUUUUCUGACCUCUCCUCGAGUAGAGCAUCUGGGUUGCCUUCUGUUGUACCUUAAAACCUUGACGGUAUAUGUUGAGAACGUGUUCUUUGGAUUUCGUCA
Molecule: messenger RNA, 5710 nt
Organism: Punica granatum (pomegranate)
Lineage: Eukaryota; Viridiplantae; Streptophyta; Magnoliopsida; Myrtales; Lythraceae
Source: RefSeq, a predicted model, not a curated record